Molecule: messenger RNA, 3076 nt
Organism: Solanum lycopersicum (tomato)
Lineage: Eukaryota; Viridiplantae; Streptophyta; Magnoliopsida; Solanales; Solanaceae
Product: protein IMPAIRED IN BABA-INDUCED STERILITY 1-like
Biological process (GO): protein phosphorylation; positive regulation of transcription elongation by RNA polymerase II
Cellular component (GO): cyclin-dependent protein kinase holoenzyme complex; nucleus
Molecular function (GO): RNA polymerase II CTD heptapeptide repeat kinase activity; ATP binding
Source: RefSeq, a predicted model, not a curated record
AAUUAUUUUGCCACUAUGAUUACUCAAUAAUCUGAAGAUAGUGAUGAGUUGUUGAGCAGUUGGCUUGUUUAUUGAAUAAGCAGCAGCAGCUCACCAGCACAGGACCCCAACGAGUAAAAGAAAAAGCAACACAACAAUAAAAUAAAGGAGAGAAGGAAAGAAAACGAACUCCUAACGGCUACUUUUACCUAUUUGCCUCUCUUUUUCUGAGUUAUAAAGAAUGAAAGUUUUUGUAAAAAUGGCGUAUGAAUUGGUCUCAACAGACAAAGUGAAAAACAAAAGAAAAAAGAUGAUGUUGGUGAUGAUGAUGAUGAUUCUUGAAUCUUGGACCCACAAAUACAACCACACAAUAUUUUUCUCUUUCUUGUUUCUCUGUUGUUCCUCUGCUUUCGCAUCUCUCGACAACAACUCUAAUUUCUUGGUCUCCUUUUCAAAUCCUUCUUUUUUUUUUUCAUCUCCGCAUAACACGCAAAGAAAAGAGAAGGAAUCCCAUCUCUCUGUUCUUCUCCACCUCAAACUAUUACCUCUUUUCUCAGAUCAAUUUUAUGAAAACAAUUUUUUUUUUGCAGAUACAAUGAGCUAAUUUGGGGAGAGACCCUUUUUCCCGCACCCAUUAUUUUCACCUCCCUUGACCCGUUGAAUCAUACGGGUCGAUCUGGGUCUCUCCCAACUGGAUCGAAUUCAUUUAUGGGUUUUGGGGGGUCAUGGGUUGCGUCAGCUCCAAGCAGGCCACGUCCCAUUCCCCGCCCCACGAUUCGUCGGUGAAUGUUGCCGGUGUCGACAAUGUCGAUCCAUUAUUGCAUAUUGGAUUUGCCCCUUUGGAGAAGAUCAAAGAGGAGCCUGAGAAAGAGGGAGAGGAUUCCGUUAGACGAUUUUCGGGGAAAUUGAGAGCAUCCAAGAAGGGAAAUUCUGAUAAGAAGGCGGCUAGUUUUAGCAUCAAAUUUGGAAGGUUAACUGAAGGUGAACAUUUGGCCGCCGGAUGGCCUGUUUGGCUGACUGCCGUUGCCGGUGAAGCUAUUGAUGGAUGGAUGCCUCUGAAAUCAAACAUGUUCCAGAAAUUAGAAAAGAUUGGACAAGGUACAUAUAGCAGUGUUUACCGAGCACGUGAUAUUGGAAAUGGUAAAAUGGUCGCCCUGAAGAAGGUGCGAUUUGACAAUUUCCAACCAGAUAGUGUCAGAUUUAUGGCACGAGAAAUUGCAAUUCUCCGCAAACUUGACCAUCCAAACAUUAUGAAGCUGGAAGGGAUAAUCACUUCUCGGUUAUCAUGUAGCAUUUACCUUGUUUUCGAGUAUAUGGAACAUGACCUAUCUGGAUUGUUAUCAUGUCCUGACAUCAAAUUUAGUGAUUCGCAGAUCAAAUGCUACAUGCAGCAGCUUCUGAGCGGACUAGAGCACUGCCAUUCACGAGGGAUAAUGCAUCGGGAUAUUAAAGUUUCCAACAUUUUGGUUAACAAUGAAGGAACUCUGAAAAUAGCAGAUUUUGGUCUUGCAAAUUUCCUUAGUGCAAGGCACAAGCAACCACUGACCAGUCGUGUGGUUACAUUAUGGUAUCGACCUCCUGAACUACUAUUGGGAUCAACAAGUUAUGGAGUCACUGUGGAUUUGUGGAGUGUUGGUUGCGUUUUUGCUGAACUCUUUUUCGGAAGGCCACUCCUGAAAGGGAGGACUGAGGUUGAACAACUGCACAAAAUUUUCAAACUCUGUGGUUCCCCACCCGAAGAUUACUGGAAAAGGUCUAAACUUCCACUUGCAACCAUGUUCAAACCAAAGCAACCAUAUGACAGUACACUUCGAGAUAGAUGUAAAGAAUUACCAAAAAGUGCUGUAAACCUUAUUGAAACACUUAUUUCAAUAGAUCCUCAUAAACGUGGAACUGCUUCAUCUGCUCUCAAUUCUGAGUAUUUCAAUACCAAGCCUUAUGCUUGUGACUCGUCAAGCCUGCCAAAGUACCCACCGAACAAGGAAAUUGAUGCAAAGUUCAGGGAAGAAGCGAGAAGAAAGAGAGCCAGUUCCACAGUGCAAACAUCGGAAACUUCUAAAAAUUCAAGAAAAUCCAGGAAAGGUCUUCAAGAACCAAACAAUUUCUGCAAAGUUGUUCCAACAGAGGAAGUUGAGGCAAAUGUUCAUGGUUCUCAUAGAAAUUACGGUAGUAAUGCACAGAUAUCUAAAGGAAGACGAGCUACUGUCUCACGGAUAUCAAUGAAGCCAUUGUAUGACACAGUAUCAGACGCUGCUUCUCAGAUGACUGAUGAGUCUCAAGGAGACAGCACUGUUCUUUCUGUUCCUGUGCAAAUGCCAGAAUCGAGUGGUUUUGCAUGGGCCAAAAAAGGAAAGCAGGAUUCUGCAGUCACAAGAUUAUAUCCACCUCCCAAUUCAAGAAGUCAAAAAUUGAGUGCCUUCGAUCCUUCUGCUGUACUGCACUCUGGGGAUACCUUGGAAUCAAAGAUGCAAGAUAAUGAUGAGUUUUUAAGAAGGACCCAGCAUAGGAAACAUGGUCAUCAUGAACGCCCAGAUUCGUUUGAUUUGUCGGAUCAAGAACAAUCAGCGGAAUUUGAUGGCCAACAAGGAAGGGUUGGGUUCUCCGGGCCCUUGUUAUCUCAGUCCCAGACGUUUGACUCGAAGAAGGAUAGUCAAACUCGAAAAGCUGGUCGUAGGUCCCGAUUCUAUGGAGAUAUAUAAUUGGAAUGGCUAAGAGGACUUUGUGUCUCUCUUGUUGGUACCUCAAAGUUCAUCGAAGGUUUUGGUAUCGAUCCUUGCAGUGAAUGUUCUUACAUAUCUUCAGGAAGCUGGUGAAGAAAUCAUGCAUAAGAUGCAAGUUCACAUCAUAGAAAUCAAAAGGGAUAAGCCAGAAUAUUGAUGCUCAAAGUGGUUUGCAAAUUUCAUUAACAGAUUGGAGAACAUUGAAAUGCUCACCUUUUGCUAUCCAAACUUGAUUUUACAAUCUCUUUUUUCUUUUUAUUUGCUUUUCAUAGUUUGUAUUUUACAUGUUUAGCUCAUUUCUUAUACAGCUUUCACAUUAUUUUUGUAUAUAUAUAUCAUGGGCAAAGAGGGUAUGAUUUAUUACAGAGUUUUCUUUA